AAUAGCCUCGAAGGCCUACGGCCUGCUAGUAUAAUAAGAAAGAGGUACGAAGCGCCACCGGCGCACAAUAAACAAAAGAGGUGCACGAACCGCAGGAAACCGAAGCUUCGACAGGUGAAGAGCAAACCAGGAGCAUGAGCUGGGGUUCCUCCCAUCUCAGAUCAUGACGAAGAUCAACCUCAGCCCUCCGAUACUCCAUCUGUACGGAUACAUCUAUCUGUUGCUAGUGCUGCUGCCAGCUCAGCCCUCCGAGGCACAACGCACCCCGCCGACCCAACAUGGUCUCAGGCGAGUCAACCCGUCGACUGCGAUCAUCGUCGCAGUCCUCAUCAGCGCCUUCUUCCUCAUGGGCUUCUUCUCCAUCUACCUCCGCAAAUGUGCCGGCGACUCCGUUGGAAGCGUCCGCCGGAUCGGCACGCGCGGCCGGUCCCGGCGAGCCGCCGCGUCGCGUGGUCUCGACCAGGCCGUGAUCGAGUCGUUCCCGACCUUCGAGUACUCGGUCGUCAAGGGCCUCAAGCUGGGCAAGGAUGCGCUAGAAUGCGCCGUGUGCUUAAACGAGUUCGAGGACGAGGAGACUCUCCGUCUUCUCCCCAAGUGCAGCCACGUUUUUCACCCUGAAUGCAUCGACGCCUGGCUCGGGACCCACACCACCUGCCCCGUCUGCCGGUCCAAUCUCAUGCCAGGAUCGUCCGAUACAGAGGCUCCCCCUGUGGAGACACUUAAUACCGAAAUCGCUACCGAAGGCGACGCCCGAGACGCGGAGACGGUAAGCCAGGUGGCGAUCGACGUCCCCGAUGAAAGCACGGAUCAGAUCUCGGUCCAGGACCGUCCGAUCCGGUCCAAAUCGACGCGACGGCCGUUCAAAUUCCCGCGGUCGCACACAACGGGGCACUCGCUCGUGCCGCCGGGGGAGGACGUGGAGCGGUUUACGCUGCGGCUGCCGGAGCACGUGAGGAAGGAGAUCGUGGAUGGGAAGCUGAGCCGUACGACCAGCUGCGGCGUGUUCCCGGCGGGUGGUGGGUCAGAUUCCAGCAGCAGGGGUUACAGGAGCGGAGCAGGAUGGGAAGGAAGUGGCCGGAGGCGGAACUUUCAGUUCGGGCGGUUUGACCGGAAGGCGAAGUCGGACCGGUGGGGUUUCUCUCUUGCUCCGCCCUUCUUCAUGAGGACACUUUCCGUUAGGUCAUCAAAGGGAGUUGACGGCGACCAAACGCCAAAUGCGAAGGGUCUGUUUCCGUCCGUUAAGGCGCCGUUCGAUUGCCUUGGCGCGAAAGACGAACCCACCGCCGAGCAGUCGGCGGCUCGCGGCUCGGCUCCGGUUUUUACCGUUGCUGCUGAAUAGAGGAAAAGGACCAAAAAAAAAAAAAAAAAAAGUAGAGCGGAUGAGGUUCGUCGAAACUCCAAUGUACACUUGUUUUUACGGUUAGUGAAUCUGGACCGUCCAGCUCGUUGGCCCUACUGUCGAUAGUCCAAGGUCGAAACAACACUCUGAUCAGACAAUCCUAGCCGUUCAUUUUGCGUCAACGGUAGAGAUUCAAAGGUCAAAAGCAUACUGGGGCGGCUUUCCUAACAUGGCCAUCGCAUGAACAGCCCACCAGAUGGACGUUCUUGGUUCACCAACCGUACAACCAUUUGUACAGCUGCAGUAGUUUUGAGGAUAAGAUAUGAUUUGUUUAUAUAUUUACGAGAUUGAAUUUCCACACCAUAAGCAUAAUUCGGUCAUUCGAUAUCCGUUUGGAGAGAUGUAAAUACUGUUUUUUAAUCUUUUCACUCACUCCAGUUGCUGA
This is a messenger RNA of Magnolia sinica, 1784 nucleotides long. RefSeq names its product E3 ubiquitin-protein ligase ATL31-like. The record is from RefSeq and is a predicted model, not a curated record. Bases 164 to 1339 code for a protein of 391 amino acids. The transcript has a single exon. NCBI's taxonomy places the organism in Eukaryota, Viridiplantae, Streptophyta, Magnoliopsida, Magnoliales, Magnoliaceae.